AUGUCAAAAGCAGUUGCAUAUUUGAGGAACAAUUUUGGGAUUUUUGCCGGACAAAGUUUGGUGGGAGCUUCUGGGCUGACGUACGGCAAGGGUUCGCCGCUGGAGUGCGAACGUGACCCGAACCUACUGAGGCCAUUUUUCCAGCAACGAGAAAACGUGGGUGGCACUCUUGCCAAAUACUCCCCCGACAAGUCUGGGUAUAAAUGGAUCGAUGCUGAUUCCAAGUAUCUCGCAUCUCUUGACCCAGAGACUGACUGGGAGGAGAUGGUGAAAACGUUUAUGAACUACCAUGUAAACGAGUUCAUUGCCAACAUCAUCUACUCAGUCACCCUCUUUCUCGUUGUCAUGAACCCCGUCGGCCUCAGCGCCAUUGUCCAUACAAACAAAAUAUUCAACAAAAAACAACAGCGCUUUGAGGACACUCGCGAGUCCUUCCUCUCCCUCUUCGAGUUUGGGCCGAGCAGUCUUAUCCACAGUGAAAACAUGCGUCUCGCCAAACAGCAUCCGGGUAGCUGGGAUCACUGUGAUGACUUUAUCGAGCCCUGCGCCGUUGCUGCGGUGCAAAUGCACAACAUGAUGUGCUUGGCCGGUCUGGCCGGAGAGCUCUAUAAAGGGUUCUUCAUGGAAGGCGGUUCCUUUGUCCCUCUUGAGCGCUUCCCCGCAGAUUUUGACGCUUGCGUCAAGUUCAACGACGACUGGAGCCGUCGGCCUUGGCCGCAGCCCAGCGAGACGGCACGUCGGGCGGGCAAAGCCUUUGCCGAGCAAUUUGAGGAGCAGUGGUUCCCCAAGCCAUUGCGUUUUGUUGGGCGCGCCGUAUUUUGCUCGCUAUUUUCGGAUGAGGCACUUGGUUAUUUUGGACUAGGGUCAAGGAAUGGAGUCGUGAUGUUCUUGUUCAAGGAGACGCUAUGGCUAGUCUCCACAAUCAAGGCGCUGUUGCCUGAUCCGAAGGUGGGCUUGUAUGAAAAGAAUAGGAUGAGAAGGGAAGGGUUACCGUUACCGCAGCCGUCUUUUAGAAAAUAUGGCGUGGGUGCUGCCUGGACAGCUCCUGUCAGCAUCGCACUGUACCACUUGAUUAAGAUAUAG
Molecule: messenger RNA, 1083 nt
Organism: Desarmillaria tabescens
Lineage: Eukaryota; Fungi; Basidiomycota; Agaricomycetes; Agaricales; Physalacriaceae
Exons: 6
Coding region: 1-1083 (360 amino acids)
Source: RefSeq, a predicted model, not a curated record